Molecule: messenger RNA, 1330 nt
Organism: Homarus americanus (American lobster)
Lineage: Eukaryota; Metazoa; Arthropoda; Malacostraca; Decapoda; Nephropidae
Product: mitochondrial glutamate carrier 1-like
Exons: 8
Coding region: 147-1076 (309 amino acids)
Biological process (GO): malate-aspartate shuttle; L-glutamate transmembrane transport; aspartate transmembrane transport
Molecular function (GO): L-aspartate transmembrane transporter activity; L-glutamate transmembrane transporter activity
Source: RefSeq, a predicted model, not a curated record
ACCUCCGGUACACUGUAUUACAUAUUCAACAAUGCCACCGUUUGCAUUUAACCUUAUGUUGCAGUCAAUUAGUACUGGUGGAAAAGGAUUAUCAAGAGGAAGAAAGCAAAAAUUAUAAAACUGCAAGGUGAUCCAAGUGCACCAUAAUGGGAGACAAGCCGAGGUUUAAAUUGUUGCCUAAGAUCCUUAAUGGAGGGAUUGCUGGUAUUGUGGGAGUAACUUGUGUAUUCCCUCUUGACUUGGUAAAGACACGGCUGCAGAACCAACAAAUUGGUCCAAAUGGUGAACGCAUGUAUAAUUCUAUGCUUGAUUGCUUCAAGAAAACUUAUCGGGUGGAAGGGUACUUUGGCAUGUAUCGAGGCUCUGGUGUCAACAUUUUGCUCAUCACGCCAGAAAAAGCAAUUAAGCUCACUGCAAAUGACUACUUCCGUCAUCACUUAACUACUAAAGAUGGUAAACUUCCCAUUCAUCGUGAAAUGGCAGCUGGUGGAUUGGCUGGUUUGUGUCAGAUUGUUGUAACUACACCAAUGGAACUUUUGAAGAUUCAGUUACAAGAUGCUGGUCGAGUUGCAGCUCAGGCAGUAUCUAGUGGGCAAGCGAGUAUUCCAAAAAUCUCUGCAACAUCAAUCACCCUACAACUGCUUCGUGAAAAGGGUAUUCUAGGCUUGUACCGAGGGACAACUGCUACCAUGUUACGUGAUGUUUCCUUUUCCGUUGUAUAUUUUCCACUCUUUGCUCAUCUGAACUCCUUAGGGCCACGCAAGUCUGAUGGUUCAGGAGAGGCAGUCUUCUGGUGUUCAUUCCUGGCUGGUUGUGCAUCAGGAUCAUUAUCAGCUUUAGCCGUUAACCCUUUUGAUGUUGUUAAAACAAGAUUGCAGUUGCUAUCCAAAGGUGCUAAUGAGGCACAGUACAGUGGUAUCCUGAAUGCUAUUACAACAAUUCUGAAGGAUGAGGGGCCUCAAGCAUUCUUCAAAGGUGGAGCAUGCAGAAUGAUUGUAAUUGCUCCUCUGUUUGGGAUCGCCCAGAUGGUGUACUACUUUGGAGUUGGAGAAGCCAUUCUUGGGUACAAGAAGUGAAAAGCCACUAAUGAUAGUUUUAUAGUACAAGCUUUGAUAGACUUUUUUGUAUUGAUCAGAGAUAGUGGCAGCAAGAUUAUUUUUCAAAUACAGAUUUAUGAUUAUUAAUUUAAAUAUUAGGACUUGGUUAUGUAGGAGCAUUUUUAUUUGUUGAUGGCUUGUUGUUUGAAUGUGGUGGUAAUUUUAUAUAUAUAGAUAUACUCUAUAUAUAUAUAUUUCAUUUAGUCCAUAUAGCACGCGGACUUUCAACAUAU